AUGGCUGCCUGCUGCCCCUCUGACUCAUGGCCGCGUGCGGCAGACGACGGAUACAAAGCCAAGGGGCAGAUGAGCACCAUCGGCGAUUUGCCGGUGUACAUCUCCGGUAAGCCGGGCCCACGCGCCAUCAUCGCUUUUCAGGAAGUCUUCGGGCUGAGUACGAACCUCAAACGAAUCUGCGACAUCCUGGCGGAGGCGGGCUUUUAUGUGGUGUUCGUGGACAGCUUUCGUGGCGACACUCUCCCAGAAGAUGGCGCCUUUUCCAAGAUGACCUUCACAACGCCACGGGCUGGCCCAGAUGUUCCCUACACAGGGCUCCUCCUACGGGCCAUUGAGAGCUUGAUGUGCGGCUAUUGGCCCGCGUGCUGCGAAGGGAUGAGGAUUAGCAAUAUUCGCCAGGUCUUCACCUUCAUGAAGAAGUACCCUUGGGAGCCGUGCAUCCGAAGAGACACCGAGAAUGUCAUGGCAUGGCUGCGCGAGAAAGGCUGCACCAGCGUUGGGGCCAUUGGCUUCUGCUGGGGCGUCUGGGCAUUCUUGAAGGCCUCCUCAGAAGGUGUGCCUUUGAAGGCUGGGGUUGGCCCCCACCCCAGCAUUCACGUGGAGAACUCCGUGUUUAGUGGCAGUGAGAUGGCCAUGAUCUCGAAGGUUCAGAUGCCCGUGUUGCUGCUCCCCGCUGGCAACGACCUGCCAACAUACAAGCCCGGGGGGAAAGUCGCAACGGCUCUGGAAGAGAAGGGUGGCUCCUGCCACCUGUACUCUGAAAUGCGUCAUGGCUACGCUGCGCGCGGGGACCUGACGUUGCCAGCCGUCAAGCGAGACUUUGAAGAUUGCAUGAAGCGGAUGAUCGAACAUUUUAACAAGCACCUGUAG
This is a messenger RNA of Symbiodinium natans, 870 nucleotides long. Lineage: Eukaryota; Dinophyceae; Suessiales; Symbiodiniaceae. The record is from the annotation of a GenBank genome assembly.